UGCAACGAGUACGUAUUUACGUUUACGCUCACUCGCCGAUUUAACCGGCUAAACAUAAUAAUUUCACUAUCGUCAUUGAACGUCUUCGUGUCUAAUAAACAGCAAUAUAUUACAAUAUUAUUGUAUCGUCGUAGUUUGUUCACACGGAGAUUCCAAUGGAAUUAUCCGGUAUGGACAGAUUUUGCGGAUCGACAUUUUGGGACUGGAACUUGUCCUGGAAUACCACCGAUCCUGAUGUCACGCCAUGUUUUGAAAAGACCUUUCUAGUCUGGGCACCGUGCCUGUUUUUGUGGCUUUUCUCUCCACUAGAGAUCUAUUACUUGGUGAAUAGUAAAUACAAAGACAUACCAUGGAACAGGCUCAAUAUGACGAAAGUGGCUGGUAUAUCUAUAUUAUGUAUUAUAUCAAUAUUCGAUAUUGUAUAUGCAACAAUUCGAUAUUUAUUGGGGAUGGAUGUAUUUGGUGUAGAUAUCUAUUCACCACUUGUUAAACUAAUAACAUUUGGAUUUGUCACAAUCUUAAUUUGUACCAAUCGAGCUAGAGGGUUAAGGUCAUCUGGGCUAAUAUUUCUGUUUUGGUUAUUCUUGGCAUUUUUUGGAGUGGUUCAAUAUCGAACGGAACUACGAUUAGCAUCGUAUGAUGUACCAUUUAAUAAUUAUCCAUUUAUAAGUUAUAUGGUUUACUACCAUAUUAUCUUAAUAGAGUUUGUUCUAAGUUUCUUUGCCGAUGCUGAACCUAGGAAAUCUGACUAUGAACCCAUCCAGGUACCAUGUCCUGAGAUGAAAGCAUCAUUUCCAUCGAAGGUAUUAUUUUCAUGGUUUGACUCAUUUGCUUGGUCUGGCUACAAGCGCCCCAUAGAAUCCAAAAGUUUAUGGAAUAUGAACUAUGACGAUAGUUCACAAGAAGUAGUUUCAGUCUUUGAUAAACAUUGGGAACGUUCAUUAAUUAAAGCGAUAUUAAAAGUUAGUAAAAACGUAGCUUCCGUUAAAAAUAAACCUGAUGUGAGUAUAAUCGAAUUAUCGCCCGCAAAAUAUUCACUUAAAAACCAAUACAAAGUAUCAAUUCUUCCUGUUUUGUGUAAAUCAUUUGGUAGUACAUUUUUGUUUGGAUCAUUUUUAAGAUUAAUUGUGGAUUGUUUAAUUUUUGUCAGCCCUCAAGUACUUAAGUAUUUGAUAAGUUUUGUUGGAAAUUCGACAGAGCCUUUAUGGAGAGGAUAUUUUUAUAUUUUUCUUUUGAUGAUGACAGCAAUGUUGCAAACGUUAAUAUUCACUCAGCACUUUCAUCGUAUGUAUCUCGUUGGUAUGCGUGUUCGCACUGCACUUACUUUGGCCAUCUAUCGAAAGACUUUAAGACUUUCAACCAUGGCAAGAAAAUCAUUCACAACAGGUGAAAUAGUUAAUUUAAUGGCAGUAGACGCGCAUAGAUUUAUUGAUCUGAUACCUUUAUUGAAUUUUAUUUGGUCUGCACCACUCCAAAUUUUUCUUGCUGUGUACUUUUUGUGGCAGCUAUUAGGACCAAGUGUACUUGCUGGAAUAUUUGUGAUGAUAUUAUUAAUACCAAUAAACGGUGCUGUGGCUAAUAAAUCAAUGAAACUUCAGGACAAACAAAUGACAAACAAAGAUCAAAGACUUAAAUUAAUGAACGAAAUUUUGUCGGGAAUUAAAGUCUUAAAAUUAUAUGCCUGGGAACCUUGUUUUGAACAAAAAGUGUUGGAUAUUCGAAGAAAAGAAACAAAUGUUCUUCGCAGUACUGUUUAUUUUAAUGCAGCUACUUCAUUUAUUUGGACUUGUGCACCACUUCUGGUAUCAUUAUUAACAUAUUCAGUUUAUGUUUUAUCCGAUGAUAACCAUAUAUUGGAUGCAGAAACAGCUUUUGUUUCUCUAUCAUUAUUCUACCUUUUACGUUAUCCAUUAUCCUUGUUACCAAGGUUGGUGUCAAAUAUAGUUGAAACAAGUGUAUCUGUAAAGCGAAUAAAUAAGUUUAUGAACGCUGAAGAAUUGGAUCCAGAUUCCGUCACUCAUGAUUCUGAUGAAAAGGAUCCUCUUGUAAUUGAAAACGGUACAUUCACUUGGGGUGACCCAACUGAUGCACCAACAUUAUCAAACAUCAAUUUACGAGUUUCAACUGGAAAAUUGGUUGCUGUAGUGGGUACUGUUGGUUCUGGAAAGAGUUCUUUGGUGUCAGCUUUCCUUGGUGAAAUGGGAAAGAUUUCUGGUAGAGCUAACACGAAAGGAUCUAUAGCAUAUGUACCACAGCAAGCUUGGAUACAAAAUACAUCACUUAAGAAUAAUAUAUUGUUUGGCCAAACAUUUGAUAAUAGAGUUUAUAAAAAUGUCAUUGAUGCAUGUGCAUUGAAAGCUGACUUCCAAAUGCUUCCAGCAGGUGAUGACACAGAAAUUGGUGAAAAGGGUAUCAAUUUAAGUGGAGGCCAAAAACAAAGAGUAAGUUUGGCAAGAGCAGUUUAUAAAGAGAGUGACAUCUAUUUUUUAGAUGACCCAUUAAGCGCUGUUGAUUCAAAUGUUGGUAAACAUAUUUUUGAACACGUUAUUGGACCUACAGGAUUGUUGCGAAAAAAAACACGAAUUUUGGUCACUCAUAGUAUAACUUAUCUCAGAGAAGUCGAUUUAAUUGUGGUAAUGAAAGAUGGACAAGUAUCAGAGUCUGGAACAUAUAAAGAAUUGAUAGAUAAAAGAGGAGAUUUUGCUGAUUUCUUAUUUUUGCACAUGCAGGAACAAAAUGAAAAUAAAGUUGAUGAAAUAGUAAUUAAUAAGUUAUUAGAAGACGUACCUGCCGAUUUAAAAGAAAAAUAUGUUAUUCAGCAAAGUGAUAAGAAUUCAAAUUCUUCAAUGCAAAGGCAACUAUCUAUUGAUUCAAAUAAACCAGUUCCUCUACCUAUGAUGGAAGAAAAAGCCAAACUUAUUGAAUUAGAGAAAGCAGAAACCGGUUAUGUCAAAUGGGAUAUUUACACUCAGUAUAUUAAGUCAUCUGGAACUAUUUUUUGCAUAACUUCAGUUUUAUUAACAUUUAUAUACCAAGGUUUUCAUAUAUUAUCGAGCAUCUGGCUGUCAAUAUGGUCUAAUGAUGAUAGUUCACUAACUCGUGAAACCGAAAAUGAUAGUAAAAGGUUUAUGCACUUAACAGUUUACGGACUACUUGGCUUUGGUCAAAUUUUUUCAUCGAUAGCAUCAUCAAUAACUUUUUCGUUGGGCACAAUACUUGCUGCUGAAAAGUUAUAUAAAUUGAUCAACGCACGCAUCUUUAAGAAUCCACUAAGCCUGUUUGAUACAACACCUGUUGGACGUAUAUUGAACAGAUUAUCUAAGGACAUUGAUACCAUUGAUAAUGUAUUACCAUUAUUGAUUAAAUUACGUAUACAAGUUACAGUUUCGGUCAUUGCUACUUUGAUCGUUAUCAGUUAUAGUACACCUAUAUUUACAGUGAUUAUUAUUCCUAUUGCUAUAAUUUAUUACAUCAUACAGAGAUUUUUCGUUGUGACUUCGAGUCAACUGAAAAGACUCGAGUCUAUUUCUCGUUCACCAAUUUAUUCACAUUUUAGCGAAACGAUUGCAGGGGCUACAUCGAUUCGUGCUUAUGGUGCACAAUCUAAAUUCACACUUCAAACCGAACAAAUAGUGGAUUUGAACCAGUCUUGUUAUUACCCAAAAAUCGUUGCCGAUAGAUGGAUAGCUUUAAGGGUAGAAACAAUUGGUAAUUUUAUUAUUUUCUUCGCAUCGAUGUUCUCAGUAUUGGGAAGAGAUACAAUAAGUCCAGGUAUUGUUGGUUUGUCCGUCAGUUAUGCUCUACAGAUCACACAAUUACUCAAUCUGUUGGUAAGAGUGACUUCUGAUGUCGAAACUAAUAUUGUGGCCGUUGAGCGUAUUAAAGAAUAUGCAGAAACACCUCAAGAAGCUCCAUGGGAAGUACCAUCAACUCAGCCACCCAGUGAAUGGCCUACUAGGGGAGAAAUACAAUUUCAGAACCUUAAACUUCGUUACCGUGAAAGUUUAGAUUUAGUAUUAAAAGGUUUAGAUUUUUUAGUGGAAGGAGGCCAAAAGGUGGGAAUAGUUGGGCGUACCGGAGCCGGAAAAUCGUCUUUGACUCUUAGUUUAUUCCGUAUCGUCGAAGCUUCCGAAGGAUCAAUUCUUAUCGAUGGCGUUGAUAUAUCUAAAAUUGGAUUGCAUACGUUACGUAACCAUCUCACAAUUAUUCCUCAGGAUCCAGUAUUGUUUUCUGGUACAUUGAGAAUGAAUUUGGAUCCAACUAAUAGUAAUACGGACGCACAGCUGUGGAGUGCCCUAACACUUGUCCACUUAAAAGCAUAUGUUGGGGGGCUGGCUAGUGGUUUGGAUUAUGAAGUGUCUGAAGGAGGAGAAAAUUUAAGUGUGGGCCAAAGACAACUAGUGUGUUUGGCGAGAGCAUUGUUGAAGAAGACAAAAAUAUUAGUGUUAGACGAAGCGACGGCGUCAAUCGAUUUGGAAACAGACAAUCUCAUACAAGCAACCAUACGAUCGGAAUUCAAAGACUGCACAGUGUUGACGAUCGCUCAUCGUCUGAACACCAUUAUGGAUUCUGACAAGGUAAUUGUGUUGGACAAUGGUUUCAUGAUCGAAUACGACUCACCUGCCAAUUUGGUACGAGACAAAUCGUCGGUUUUCUAUUCGAUGGCAAAGGAUGUAGGUCUAGCGCCAUAACGAUGUUCGGACAACGGUGCAACACUUAGGUUCUAUACCCUUAAGAUAAUUUUACUAAAUAUGUCGUAAUAUCUUGUCAGAUAAUUUAUGAAAAUGUCACAUCAUAAUAAUUAUUUCGAACGACGUGUCCACAUAUUAUAACCUGCACUGCAGGGCGAAGCGUGCCCAAUCGAAUUCUGUCUUUGUUAUACUAAUCGUUCGUGUUAUGUUAUAACUUAUAAGUAUAAUAUGUGCCUAUGUAAUGUAUUAACUUGUUGUUUAUUUGGUCUUGUAUUCGUGUUAAAAAACGGUUGCGUACCUAUAUUAGAAUUUUAAAAAGUUUCAGCAUAAUAUUGUGUUUAGUGUGGUACGUUU
Metopolophium dirhodum (rose-grain aphid) is the source of this 5045-nucleotide messenger RNA. Its product is annotated as multidrug resistance-associated protein 1-like. Gene Ontology annotation, molecular function: ATP binding; ABC-type transporter activity; ATP hydrolysis activity. Bases 156 to 4691 code for a protein of 1511 amino acids. Gene Ontology annotation, biological process: transmembrane transport. NCBI's taxonomy places the organism in Eukaryota, Metazoa, Arthropoda, Insecta, Hemiptera, Aphididae. The transcript is spliced from 29 exons. The record is from RefSeq and is a predicted model, not a curated record. Gene Ontology annotation, cellular component: membrane.